AUGGACGAAAAGUGUCGAUUAUGUUUGAUUCAAUUGGAAGAUCAGAAAACAAAGACCUCGAUCGAAGAGGAUCAGUUUAGUAUUAAGCUUAAAACUCUCUUUAGUUUUCCGAUCACAUCAAUAGAAACAUUUCCCUCAUCGGUGUGCGGACAGUGUGAGGAAAAGGUUAUUGAUUUCCACUCUUACCAUGAACUGGUUAAGAACAGCCAGGAUCAACUGUGGGCCACACAGCAAAACAAAUGUUUUGUGGAAAUCAAGGAGGAACCGUCCCAAGGCGUAGAUUAUGAUGUAUUCGAGUUAUCCUUCGAGGAUGCAGAACCCGAUGAAGAAAAGCAGACAGGCGAUAUCUAUAAAAGAGAAAAGGGUACCAAGAGCGACGAUGAGCACAAUCUCGAUAGCGAGCUCGACGAAGAGAAGUACGAGGAUGACGAUCCUCCGAGCAGUACGGGCAACAAAUCCGACGAUACUGAAUAUGAAGAGGACAAACCGCUGACAAGUGCUCAGAUGGGCAGGAUUAAAUCCUCACGGUUAGGCCAGAAGCGUAGAGGCCGACCACGGAAGGGUGAAACAAUAAAAAGAACUUCCCAGAUGAAGGCCGUUACCACACGCAGGUGCCAACCGUCAGAAGAAACCAACCAGCGCUUACAGGAAUUCUACGACAUGAAGUGUGAGCUUUGCGAGGAUAAGCUGGAAUCCUUCACGGCACUGAAGAACCACUACUUCAAACAGCACGGUGUGCAGGGUUACAUCAAGUGCUGUGGUCGUACAUUUCACAGUCGCUACCGGUUGCUGGAACACGUGUCUUACCACGUUGGAGCAAGCAUGGUUCGGUGUGACAUUUGUAACAAAAGUUUCAGCAGCCGUAGCUACCUACUGGUGCACAAAAGCCGGAAACACGGCCAAGCGGAAGACCGACCGUACAAGUGCACCCAAUGCCACCAAUCUUACGCGAUGGAAUGUCACCUGAAGGCGCACAUUGUGUCACACGUGCGUGUAAACUGUACGAUCUGUGGAAAGGAGCUGGCCAGUGCACUCUCACUCCGUACGCACAUGAUAAACAUGCACGCGAAGCGGGAAAAUCAUAUUUGCGAUAGCUGUGGGCGAGAGUUCCGAAGCCGGCAAGCAUUCGAGCGACACGUUAAGCUACACCAGGGUCUGGAAGUUACGGAGCAGGUUCAGUGUGACGUGUGUCUGAAAUGGCUUAACAGCAAGCGAGCAUUAAAGAUGCACGUCAAGCUGGUACACAUGGAGGCAGGUCAGACGUUUCAGUGCGAUAUAUGUGCACAACGGUGCCCAAAUAGCCGGGCACUGGCGAGUCACAAGCAGCGUGUCCACGUGGAAGAGCGCUUUAAAUGUGAAGAGUGUGGCAAACUCUUCAAACGGCAACUUUAUCUGAAAGAGCAUGUGGCAGCAUUACACACCCGCAAGCCACUCUACUCGUGUGAGGUAUGUGGCGCCACGUUCAAUUCGAACGCUAACAAGUACUCGCACCGGAAGAACAAGCAUCCAGUGGAAUGGGAAGCACGUCGAAAGCAGCAGUUGCAGCAGCAACAGGAACAAUUGCAACAGCAUCUCCAAAGUCAGGAAGAUCAGGAACAAAAGGCUAUUGUAGAGAUGGUUUAA
Molecule: messenger RNA, 1623 nt
Organism: Anopheles marshallii
Lineage: Eukaryota; Metazoa; Arthropoda; Insecta; Diptera; Culicidae
Product: transcription factor grauzone-like
Exons: 2
Coding region: 1-1623 (540 amino acids)
Cellular component (GO): nucleus
Molecular function (GO): zinc ion binding; DNA-binding transcription factor activity
Source: RefSeq, a predicted model, not a curated record